Molecule: messenger RNA, 2800 nt
Organism: Ficedula albicollis (Collared flycatcher)
Lineage: Eukaryota; Metazoa; Chordata; Aves; Passeriformes; Muscicapidae
Product: gap junction beta-2 protein-like
Exons: 3
Coding region: 183-899 (238 amino acids)
Biological process (GO): cell communication
Cellular component (GO): connexin complex
Source: RefSeq, a predicted model, not a curated record
GCCCGCUCCACAGGCACCAGCGGGACCAGGAGCGGAGCAGCGCGGCGCGCCUGUCCCGCGUGUCCUGCCCAGCAGGGUCCGAGCGGCUUCCUGGUGUCCAGCCCAGCCGUGCCAGGUGAGGGUCCGAGCGGCUUCCUGGUGUCCAGCCCAGCCGUGCCAGGUAAAAGGACACAGAAAAGAAGAUGGACUGGGGAACUCUGCAGGAAGUUUUAGGAGGUGUAAAUAAGCACUCCACCAGUAUCGGGAAGAUAUGGCUCACAGUCCUCUUCAUCUUCCGUAUCAUGAUCCUGGUUGUGGCUGCAGAGAGAGUCUGGGGAGAUGAACAGGAUGACUUUGUCUGCAACACGCUACAGCCUGGCUGCAGACAAGAUUUUGUCUGCAACACGCUACAGCCUGGCUGCAGAAAUGUUUGUUAUGAUCACUUUUUCCCCAUCUCUCACAUCAGACUCUGGGCCCUGCAGCUGAUCUUUGUCUCCACACCUGCGCUGCUGGUGGCCAUGCAUGUGGCUUACACCAGGCAUGAGAGGAAAAGGCGGUUCAGAAAUGGUGAGAAAAUUGAUAUUGAAGAGCUAAAAAAUGAAAAGAUUCACAUUCGGGGCCCCUUGUGGUGGACAUACACCAGCAGCAUCUUUUUCAGACUGAUCUUUGAAGCUGUCUUCAUGUAUGUGUUCUAUUACAUGUACGAUGGCUACCAGAUGCCCCGCCUGGUGAAGUGUGACGCUUGGCCCUGCCCCAACACCGUGGAUUGUUUUGUGUCUCGGCCCACUGAGAAAACCACUUUUACUAUUUUCAUGCUUGCUGUAUCUGGGAUCUGCAUGGUGUUGAAUCUGGCUGAAUUGUGCUACCUAGUGAUAAAAAUUUGCAUGAGAGGACCCAGGAAAACAACAGUUUUGAAAUAAGUCCCCAGUUUCAGGAUUUACUGGCUCCCAAUUUCCCUUAAACUUUCUUAGGUGUAAGAAAACAAAAAACAAUAUUUUCACACUCAAGGAAAAGGAUAAAAAAUGAACUUUUCUGUUUUAAAACUGAUAGCCUCCCUGGGAAGCUGAUGCUGAGGCAGGUUUGAAAGAUCAUAAGGUUAUUGAGUAUUCCUGCAUCCACAAUUAGAGCAGCCUUCUGGCACCAGCUUCUCCAAGUAUGCUUAUGCUGGGAUUCUAUUGUUGGGACAGUUAACUCUUCAAAUAGUGGGAGUGGAAAGGACCAGAGAAGGCUCUAGUGCUCAGAGGAGAUCCAGGAAUCACAAACACACUAUGUUGGCUCAAAGGCAAAACAGUAUCAAAGGUUUUUGGUUAAAACUGGGAUAAAGGAUUUUUUGGAGCACAUCACAGCUUUUAAAAAGCAGGAAGACAGGGAGGUGAUUGUGUUUAUACUGUGUGUCCUCUCUAAGUUAUCUGAAGAGCAAGAAAAUGGUGUAGGAUCACAGAUACUAUGGCAGUGCAUGCUAUCAGCUUUGCUGGGCACCAGUACGUUUUUUUCUUCUCAUCUUCUUGCCUGCACUGAGAAGCAUUUCCUUAAGCAUCGGGGUGGCCAGUCUCAACUGCCUGUGAGUGCUAUUAGGGCAAUGCUGCCUCCCCAUAGUCACAGAGACUACAGCAGGGGGAGGAAUGAAAUUAAUUUUUCAUUCUCUUGAUCAGAUGAAAAAAGGAAUGUCACCUCUGAAAGGUUGGAGGCUGUGCAACUGUCUUCCUCCUCUUGUUCUCACCCAAUAUGUUGUGAAGAACCUCAGUAUAGUGAUGAAGAGGUGUUUUACCACCUGACUGUGCCUUGCUCAUUGUAUGCUUUAAAAACUUUUCUUUUUCAAUAAAAAAACAAUUAAAAAUGCUUUUUCAUUCUGCUGGUUAUCCAAAAGAAGUGCUUCAACUUACAGCAUGCUAUCUAGUGCUCCUUCCAUUGCUCCUUUUUUUCUAUCUAGCCUGCACUGCUUUUCUUCAUAAAACCUUCUCCCUGUCUGAGGUGCCUUUCAAAUGUGUUGAGCAAACCACUCCCAGUCUGUCUGACAUUCCACAUUGUGAGAUUAAAUCACCAUUCCUUUUCUUAGAGUUGGUCUAGCAGGAAUUACAGACAGCUUGCAGAGCUAAAGUAGCAAAGGGACCCAAUCACAAAUGAGGAGGAACUUGAUAUUUUUCUUGAUGUUCACACUGCUGUGCUGUAAAUUGUAUAUUACUAAUUUGAAGUACUAUAUGAGUCAGUCUGGUCUUGUCUCAAAGUAGUCUCAAAAGGUGUUUUAUGCCUGUAAUGAGCAACAUAUGGCACUUAGGGCAAUGCAGUUUAUCUCCCAAUUUAUGCCCAUUGAACCCACUAAUAGAAAGCUGUCUGUUUCUCCUCCUUAGCUUUAAUAACUGUUUUUUCCACAAAAUGAAUGAGCACUGUCUCAGCUUCUAUUUGCAUUCAUCUUUUACUGUACAUUUAAAUGUUGGAGUGACCAAAGCUGCACGAAUUAGGACCCAUGACUCUUCAAUGUGCACUGGAAGUGGAGCAUAAACAGGCUUCUCUUGCUUGUGAGCUACAUCCAAUGCUACAACUUGACUACAGAUGGAAAUCUGUCAUCUAAGAGGGAAGCAAGAAAACCAUAAAAACACCAUCCCCAGAACCAUGAAAAAAAUAAAAAAAGAAGGUCAUUCAUAAUGAGCUGGACUGGAAACUAGGACUGUGAAAACAUCCUUAAUUCAACUCCAAAGAACACAGUUUUGGGACAUAUCAGGUUUGUGCUUGAUAGAGUUCCUGCAUUGUUCCAUGUACAAAGAAAGCAAACUAGUCCCAGUAUUCUAGUAUUACAUUUCUUUUGUAACAAGAUUUUUUUUUC